UAGGCCCCGCCCCGCUGCGAACUUGGACCUGGUUUCCUCGUGCGUGUUCACUCGGAGUCCGACACGAUGACCAUCCGCGUGCUGGAGCUGCUGUUCUUCCUGUACUUCUCCUCUCACAUCCCGAUCACGCUGUUCAUCGACCUGCAGGCCCUGCUGCCCGCGCACCUGUACCCCCAGCAGCUGAAGGACCUGCUCAGAUGGUACGCGGAGGAGUUCCGGGACCCCAUGAUGCUGGACCCUCCGGAGUGGUUCAGGUCUUUUGUUUUCUGCGAGGCUCUGGUUCAGAUGCCGUUCUUCCCCAUCGCAGCGUACGCCUUCCUGAAAGGGGGCUGUAAGUGGAUCCGGACCCCUGCCAUCGUGUACUCCACGCACGUGGCCACCACACUGCUCCCCAUCCUGUCCCACAUCCUCUUCCACCAGUUCCCUCAGACACCCCACCCUGGUCCUCAAAGCCCGCGGGAGCGCUGGCUGCUGGUGUCCAUCUAUGCUCCGUACCUGCUGGUGCCGGUGCUGCUGCUGCUCACCAUGCUGCUGUCCUCCACCUACAGCCCCAGCUCCAGGCCUGCAGGCGCCACCAAAGCCAAGAAGAGGAGAUGAAACCUGACAACUGCGCGCUCUGUGCAGAUCUAUGUGUACUUUUGUUGUGUUUCUGUUUUUGAGAGUCAAGGAUUGAAUAAAAGAAAUUCACCUCUUUUGACA
Messenger RNA from Oryzias melastigma (Indian medaka), 699 nucleotides. RefSeq names its product transmembrane protein 97 (gene tmem97). Gene Ontology annotation, cellular component: endoplasmic reticulum. The record is from RefSeq and is a predicted model, not a curated record. The transcript is spliced from 3 exons. Lineage: Eukaryota; Metazoa; Chordata; Actinopteri; Beloniformes; Adrianichthyidae. The coding region runs from base 67 to 597 and encodes 176 amino acids.